AUGAGUACGAAGAGCUUCUUCUGUGAGGUGACCAAGGAUGCGCUGUGCUUACCCUGCUGCCAGUCGAAGGCGCACGUGACUCAUGGGCACUGCUCCAUUGAGUGGAUGGCUGAGGAAUACCGGCAAAAACUUCUGAAGCAGAUGCGGUCUGUGUGGGAAAAGACACAAGAAAAUAAAAGAAAUCUAAACAGAGAAACUAGCAAAGUCAGGAUGUGGGAGGGUUAUGUGACUCUGUGGAGGAAGAUGAUCUUUGCUGAAUAUUGGAAGAUGUGCCCCUUGGGCGACCACGAAGAGACACGUUAUUUAGAGAGAAUAGAGGAGGAAAGCAAGGAGAUUUUUCAACAACUUAAGGAAAGUCAACACAAUAUGGAUGUGAAGGGGCAACUCUUAAGAGGGAUAUACGAGGAGCUGAAGGAAUUGUGCCGCAGACCAGACAUGGACCUGCUCCAGGGUUUUGAAACCGUGUUGGAAAAGAGUGAGUCAGCGCAGCUGCACAUGCCCCAGCCUCUAGUCCCAGAGUUCGGUUCAUGUCCCAGGCCCGGACUGAUAAACUGGCUCGACCAAUUCCAAGUGUAUGUUGCCUUGGAUAAUGAAACAGUCACUUGUCAAGUCCCUCUGUUUGAAGAUCUGAGACGUCUGCUGUCUGAUCGUCCUGAUGUCGCCAACAAUCCAACAAGAUCUAAAUAUUUUCUUGCGUGGGGAGCUGAGUCAUUCACUUCCGGUCAACACUACUGGGAAGUGGAUGUGGCAGACUGUGCUAACUGGGCGAUUGGAUUUUGUAAUGAUUCUUGGACAAGGAAGAAUGACAUGGUGGUUGACUCGGAAGGAAUUUUUCUCCUUUUUUGUAUCAAAGAGAACAAUCAGUGCCAUCUCUUUACCUCCUCCCCACUAUUACCUCAAUAUGUCAAAAGGCCUCUCGGCCAUGUGGGGGUGUUCCUGGAUUAUGAAGGUGGUGUAGUGAGCUUUGUCAAUGUGGCCAGGAGUUCCCUCAUUUGUAGUUUUCUCUCAUGCUCCUUCUCGUCUCCUCUCAAGCCUUUUCUUUGCUCUGGACACCCAUGAUUGGGGACAAGUCAGAAAUUCGACCACAGGCGUCAGGAUGUCAAUGACUGGGAUCACUAAGUU
Messenger RNA from Camelus dromedarius (Arabian camel), 1122 nucleotides. RefSeq names its product tripartite motif-containing protein 77. Gene Ontology annotation, biological process: protein ubiquitination; innate immune response; regulation of gene expression. The coding region runs from base 1 to 1059 and encodes 352 amino acids. The transcript is spliced from 6 exons. Gene Ontology annotation, cellular component: cytoplasm. NCBI's taxonomy places the organism in Eukaryota, Metazoa, Chordata, Mammalia, Artiodactyla, Camelidae. Gene Ontology annotation, molecular function: ubiquitin protein ligase activity; protein binding. The record is from RefSeq and is a predicted model, not a curated record.